AGGCGGCGCCGAUCCUCGCUGCGUUUUUGCCUCUCUCUCCGUCCCGCCCCCCAGAGAAUGAAGUACCUCCUCAACUUCCUGGGCGACGUCCCAGAUGCACCAAACCUCGCAGACCCCGCCUUCCAACAGCUCCUCGUCGACGUGCAGUCGGUCAAGGGCGCAGUAAAGAUAUCCGCAGAUGCCUUCUACGAGAGCUUGGAGAACAUCGUCAACGAACUCAAGACCAGCCCAGAGUCUAUACCAUUUCAAAAACCGGUAUCCAAAAGGGAAGCUCCGGACUACUACGAUGUCAUCAAGCGGCCCAUGGACCUCUCCACAAUCUUGCGCAACGCCAAAGCCAGGAAAUACAAGAGCAAGGCCGAGUUUGCAGCAGACCUCGACUUGAUAUGGAAGAACUGUUUCGAAUACAACAGUCAAGAGUCACAUCCACUUCGGGCGGCUGCUCGAUUCAUGAAACAAAAAGCAGACCACCACCUCGAAUACCUUGCAGAUCGCGCAGAGCGUAACAAGCAACUGCAGUCGUUUUUACCCUCCGCGACGGGGACCGCUUCUCCGUCUCUGAGCGCUAUUGGACACUCUGCUCUCGGCGGAUCCGGGUUGACCAUCCUGUUAGGAUCGAGACUGAGAGACGAGGGUCUGGGAGGAGAUGAAGAUGCAGCCGGAGAAAGCGAUGAUGCCUUUGGGGAAGGAGAUGCAGAGGGCGAGGUUGACAGAGAAGGAAAUGAUGUUUUGGAUGUGAGAAGCCAGGAUUUUCGUGAAGGGGGUGCGGAGACGAGAGGUGAGAGAGGAGAAACACCUAGCCGAGGUAAGGACGAAAGAGGUCGAGGGACCAGCGUAGCCUCGUCAUCUCGAAUGAACGGGCGGCCGAACGGUACCAACCGACGCAGUCCUUCUGCAAAGAGGCCACCACUUACUACCAACCUCGACAACGUUCCCGCUCUCCUUCGCACCCCCUACACCAUCCCCUCUCUCUCAUCCUUAUCCCUCGCGCAUGCCGGCCCUUCCUUUUCUGAUAAAGGCAAAGCCCGAGAAUCACUCUCCGGCUACCCUGCCCCUGCGUGGUAUCCCGCGCCUCCUGCUACUGCUGCUGCUGCUGCUGCUGCUGCAAGUUUUCAAGAGGCGGGAGACGAUGACGAAAGUACGCUGGAGGGAUCUUGGUGGGGGAAGAUGAUGGAUGAUGAAACGCUCGUCGCCGGCAUGCCCGCUAUUCCAAAGAUGUCACCGCCUGAACCGGUCAGGCGAUGUAGACCUAAACCACCACCACCGGCAAUACCACCAGCGAUACCGCCCGCAAUCCCACCACCGUUACCCAACGGCUUCGCCAGUGGAGCCCAGAGUCCUCCUCCUGGCUUGUCAUCGUCGUCUACCGCCACCACCACCGCCACCGCCGCCAAACCGCAUGACCAUACAAAGGACGGUCCGUCGGACAGGACGGUAUCGGUAUCCGUCAAGGCCGUCGUUCGCCGCACGAUCAACAAUCUGAAUGCAGCACGCCAGGCAAUGCACCGUAUCACCGAGUUUCAACGCAUAGAGGCCGAGGGCGGUAUCCUCCCCCCGCGUGGACUGUCGCCUACACCGGCGGAAAAGGAAAAAGAACACGAAGAACAAGCUGAACGGCGGGAUUUCCGACGGAUUGAAAACAGGGCCGCGCGCGAAAGAAGGAAGGAGGGCGGGGAGGUGGGCCAGGAGGAAGCGGUCAGGAUUAUGAAAAAGUGUUCGGCCGGAAUGCUGGCACAUGCGGGAUUCGAGGGCGCGAACGAGACCGCACUCGAUCUUUUCACCAGGGUCGCAGUCGAUCACCUGGAUGGCUUGGGCAAGACGUUUAGAUUGCUGUUGGAUGGGUUUUCCCACAAGAUGACUCCCGAGGAAAUCAUUCUACACGCCCUCCAUGAAAACGGUCAGGUUCAACCGAGGGAUCUGGAAGCUCAUCUUAAAGAUGAUAUCGAGCGAGAAGAUGUUAAAAUUGCAGAGGUGCAGCGUAAAAUGCGUCAGACAUUCUAUGAAGUGGCGACUGCCCCCGUUAUUCAAGACGAUAUGAUGUUUGCAGAUGACGGCGAAAUGCUGCUCGACGGUAACUUUGCGGAUGAGCUCGGAGAGGAUUUCCUCGGUCUGCGAGAACUUGGUAUAGAUCGUGAAUAUGGCUUGGCGUCUCUCACCGUCCCGCAAUCCUUGUUCUAUGGCAAGCGAAAGCGUUUGGCCAACUCGGCAAACGGAGCUUCCGGCAAAUCUGACCUCCCUUAUCCUCCUCCACCAUCUUUCAUCCCUCUCGCGGCGGCAACACUUUCCACCCACGUACCAGCCCUUCUCCAUGCUUUUUACGCUGCCCGAAUCGAAGCAGGUCUCUCGCUGGACGAAGACGACGCGUUUGAACCUGCCCAUUCUCAGAUCGGAAGUCUGGGACAGAUUUUGAUAAAGGGGAAAAUGGGGGAUGGUAAAGGCGAUGGGAAAGGAAAAGGUAAGAAGCGCGAGAGGGGGGAAGGUGAAGAUGAGAAUGGUGAAAGAAAAAAGUCGGGCAAAAAACAACCUGGAGUUGGUAAAGGUAACUGGACUCGCCCAUCCAAGGAAGAAAAGGCUCGUCUUGCAGGUGAGAAGAAUGCGGCGAAAGGCGAGACGGCUGCUGUCGCGGGAGACGAGGAUGCCGUCGGAGAGGAAGAAGAUGCAGAAGGUGAAGAAGAGUGAUGUAGGGGGCCGGGCUUUCUCGUAUGCUCAAUUCAUCUACCGGGUGUCUAUACUCGAUCAAUGCCAUUUAUGAUAUCAUAGCAUCAUGCAUCACCUGUUGCAUUGAGGAUGGAUUUGUUAUAUUAUGGCACAAAGGCCUUUACUCGUAGUGCUGCGAAAC
This is a messenger RNA of Cryptococcus deneoformans JEC21, 2839 nucleotides long. RefSeq lists its product as hypothetical. The record is from RefSeq and is a predicted model, not a curated record. Lineage: Eukaryota; Fungi; Basidiomycota; Tremellomycetes; Tremellales; Cryptococcaceae. Gene Ontology annotation, biological process: regulation of transcription by RNA polymerase II. Gene Ontology annotation, cellular component: SAGA complex; SLIK (SAGA-like) complex. Gene Ontology annotation, molecular function: structural molecule activity; protein heterodimerization activity. The transcript is spliced from 14 exons. Bases 58 to 2679 code for a protein of 873 amino acids.